Molecule: messenger RNA, 1677 nt
Organism: Mucor velutinosus
Lineage: Eukaryota; Fungi; Mucoromycota; Mucoromycetes; Mucorales; Mucoraceae
Product: Histone deacetylase complex subunit
Exons: 11
Coding region: 1-1677 (558 amino acids)
Source: RefSeq, a predicted model, not a curated record
AUGACUCAAUAUGGCCUAAAUAAAAGCGCAUUCUUUGCAGAGGAGUGUCAAGAUGAGAUACAUGCACUGAAACUAGCUAAUAAAAAUAAUGAUAUAAGUGACAGGGGCACGAGGCCACUUCUGUCAUGGAAAGCAUUACCUGUUCCAAUUAGUGUUCAAAUCAAUGCCUCAUUUCUGCAACAACUGAGAACACCUUUGCCUAAGCUAAGCGUUCAGCAACACCAAGACGACAUCACGCAUUCGACGAUGGCUUUGUUCGACAGCAAUAGCUAUAAACAAAGCCCUAAUACUAAAAACUUUUAUAAGGAAAGAAUCACUGAUCAAGAGCACGCUCAGAUCAAUGAACGGAUCACCCUUCAACAGCGUCAAUUUGCGAAUCAUGAAUUGAGAGAAAAGAUCAGAAUAUACAGCGCCAUUCGAGAGGUGUUUGACUACCUCAGUGAUGAGGAAAUUAGUGACAUUUUGAAAAAAUGCGAAAAUAACGAGGAAAAGGCAAUCUGUCGGCUAUCAGAGCCUGGCACCUUGGCUCAGCUUCGAAAGGAUAUUGCCCUGAGGUACAACAAAGAGGAAACAUCCUACGUCCCACUGAACAAACCAGGGCAAAUUCCAGUCCAAAAAGCAUCAAAGCAAGCAUGUACAAAAAAGAGACAACCCCGUACGAAACUUGGAUUGGAUGCAGCAUUGAAGCAAAUCACCAACCCUAAAUCAAAGAUGGCAUUUGAGGGAUGGUCCGAAGCUCGAAUUAGAUCGUUUAAAAUGAUUGAAAAGAACCCAAACAGCUACUAUUACCGAUUCAAUGAACCAGGCGAAGAGCAGAAGAGAGGCCCCUGGACAGAGGAUGAAAAGAAACUAUUCAUUGAUCGACUUAAAGUAAUGGGCACAGAAGGACAAUGGGGGCUAUUCUCAAAAGGUAUUCCAGGCAGAGUCGGAUAUCAGUGCUCCAACUACUAUCGAUUUCUGAUUGAAACGAAGCAGUUGCAAGACGCCAAUUAUGUGAUUGCACCGAAUGGAAAACCACUAUACACAUUUGAAAAGAAACUGGAAGAUGGAACAACUGAGAAGCGAUUGAGAACACACAACAAAAGCCUCAAUCAAAAUUACACUAGUGAGAGCCAUGCAGUACUAUCAAACACAGCUCUUUCGGACGACAAGCUAAACAAAUCCACCAAAAGAAAGACAUCCAAUUGCAAAGGCACUGCGAAAAGAGCUCGUCGUCGUCAUCGACUGACCAUGAGCAAUGACUCGAGCAGUGAUAGCGAGAUUGAGAGUUACGAUAACGAUGCUUCUGGCAACUUCGUGCCUCGCAACUACUAUAGAACUCGUGCCGACAAAGUGCAAAGCGAGAAAUACAAACAAACAAGAUGUUUGUCUACCAAAGAGUGCCAUGAGUCAAACGACCCUGCUGCCACGCAAGAUGUGGCAUCCGCAAAUGAAUCUGAGUGCCUUCUUCCUGGAUUCAUCGAUCCCAUCACAUUGGAUCAGGUAGAGAAGCCAGCCAUUUCAAAAUAUGGUCAUAUUAUGGGAUAUGAUACUUGGUUGCGCUGCUUGAGUAACUGGCAAGGUGAAUCAGCAAAGAAUGUGUGCCCUAUUACUAAGCAAAGACUCACAAAACGGGAUCUAGUCCUUUUAACCUCUGAAAACCUGCAUUUAUAUAAAGACAAAAUCUUCAAUCUGUAA